This is a messenger RNA of Vicia villosa (hairy vetch), 708 nucleotides long. RefSeq lists its product as uncharacterized. The annotation marks the transcript as partial. NCBI's taxonomy places the organism in Eukaryota, Viridiplantae, Streptophyta, Magnoliopsida, Fabales, Fabaceae. The transcript is spliced from 2 exons. The record is from RefSeq and is a predicted model, not a curated record.
AUGGUGGAUAUUGAUAAUUUGGAAGAACAUCAAAUUCGUAUCAAAGAUAACAUGGAUUCUCGAGAUGAGAGCAAAUCAAAGAAGAAAGGAACUGUUAUUCCUUUUGGAAGGAUUAUUACCAAUCUUCUGGUUCAAACUAAGAUAGUUGAAGAGUUGGAAAAUGCUGGAAUAGUCAAAUAUCUCUAUACAAUCAAUGGAAGUGUCUUGAAUGCUACUUCUUUGAAGAAAAUGGGUCUUAUUCAAAUUAUUGGCACUGCUCCUAAACCAAAUCCAAAUGUCAGAAACAGAAGAGGUCCAGUUCUUGCUGAGUUUGAGUUGUUCUUUCUGAAUGAACAGCCAGAUAUUAAGGUUCAUUACCUUAAUAUUCUUAAACAAGAUGGUUCUGUGGAUACUAAGAUGAAGACAAGCAGGCAGAAGCUUCCGUCUACCAAGGAUGGUGUGAUAGAAGACUUUCCAGAAGCUGCUUCUCAAAAAGAGAGAAGGACAAAGCGUAAACAAGAUGUUCCUUCUAUCAGUAAGGAGAAGAGCACUGAAGAAAAAGUUGCUGAAGUAAAUAAAGAAGUUGCAGUUGAAAAAGAAACUAAAGAAAAAGAAGAUGUAGUGAUUAAAAAGAAACAGAAGAAGAAUGAAAAAGAGGAUGAUACGAAUAAGGAUGAGAAGGACGUAGAGAAGAAGAAAAAGAAAGAUAAGAAGAAGAAGAAAAAGAAG